Molecule: messenger RNA, 4172 nt
Organism: Plodia interpunctella (Indianmeal moth)
Lineage: Eukaryota; Metazoa; Arthropoda; Insecta; Lepidoptera; Pyralidae
Product: general transcriptional corepressor trfA-like
Exons: 1
Coding region: 88-4116 (1342 amino acids)
Source: RefSeq, a predicted model, not a curated record
UGUUAUAUUGUGUUUUGCAGUUAAUCCAUUUUAUAUAAGUAUGUUCUUUCUUAUUUUUUAAAUAGCUUUAUACAUAGUUCAAAUAUAAUGAAAUGGAUCAUUAUUUUGGCGAUUGUUGUUUCUAAAACAUUCGUUGUCGCCAAGGAGAUGAUCAAUGUUGGUACCGUGAUAUUCUCACCUAAACAACUAAAGAAAGAGUACUGGAGUGAGACUGAUUUAGAUUUGCUGAGAGCUAGAAGAUACUUUCAGUUUAUAUUGCCUCCGCUGUCCUUAGUAGAUCCUUCGGUCAAUAAUUUUGAAAAUUCGUUAUUAGAUUAUUUUGCUGGAAUUGUAGAUCUCAUAAAAAAAGAGAAACUAGAUCCAUCAUCGACUGAUAUUUUGAUUACAGCUGUGUUUGAUGCUAUCGGAGGUUACAUGAAGGCCUAUGUACUACCUAUUACUAAAUAUGGUUACUACGGUGGGACAGUAUCACAAAGUAAUGCUGAAAAAAUAUACAGUUUCUAUCAUGAUAUUAAAAAAUAUUUAAAAACAGACGGCUCUGGAUGGACAAAUUUUGACGGAAAUAUUAAAAGACCUUUGAAACUUAUUGCAAAACAACUUAGAAACAAUAUAAGAUCUACAAAAGGAUCUUGUGAGCAACUUGCUUUCUAUGACGAAACCGCAACUGGAUUGAAUAUACCUUUACCCUCAAUGAUUUUCAAUAACGAAACACCAAUUAUGUUUGUACCUCUAAGAGAUAAUUUAUUAAUAAAUCUUCACUCAGAUUCAUACUCCGAUAUUUUGCCUAAAUAUUAUUAUGCUGCUAAAAACUGUUUAAAAUCAAGAAGUCCGAAAAAUGAAGCAGAAUUUGAUAAUAAAUUUAGCUCUUGGUUAACUAAUGAAGUUCUUACCAAAGUAGAUAAAGAUGAAGAUCACUUGUGUUAUGCUUUGGGUGGAAUACUGGCACUAGCCAUGAACCAACUGACAAGUAAAGAAUAUUUAAAUAACAUCAUAUCAUUCCCAAGAAUUAUUGAAAUUGGAAAUAAUAAAAAAUGUUAUAAAACUGGCUUGGACACUCAUAAGAUCAUUAUUUUUAUUAUGAUAAUAUUUUUUGAAUUGAUUGGAUGUAUACUGGUUUUAUUAUGUAUGCUAUGCUCAAAAUCACGAAAAAAAAAGAAACAAUCUUGUUUAUCUUUCCAUGUAAUGCCUAAAAAAAUUGCUGGCACUAAUCGAAUUUGUAAUAGUUUUGGCAGUCAAACUUGUGGCCAAUCUACUGCAGAUAUUGAUAUUGGAACUAGUUGUAUAUGUCUAGAUUCAUGUGGUGGAAAUAUUCACAGUUAUGGCAAACAAGUAUCGCAACAGACGAAUGUUAGUGAUAUCAUAACUAAAAUAAUCCCAAAUAACACGAAGAAACCAUCUGAUUGUACUGCUUAUAGUUCUAAACUUUCAACAGAAUCGUUGAUUAUAGAGUGUGAACAGAUAAAAAGAAAGACGAAAACUUUAGUAAAAUCUACAUCAACCCAAAAUUCUCAUAAAAGCUCUUCUUUGUUAAUAAAACCAGACUUCUGUUUAUCAAGUGGUAGCAAAAACAUUGUAAUUAAGUUGAAUAAUUCAGAUUCAUGUAAAUGUGAACAACUAAACAACCUAUUAAAACAGACAAAGACGAGAUCAUGCGAAUUUAAUCAGACGUCUCAAAAGAAAGAAAAGGUGAUAGCAAGUGAUUUUGAUAUUAACACACAGAAGAAGGAUAAUUUCAUAUCAUAUGAAUGCCGUUGUACCAAAAAAAAGGUCUGUACGGAAACAAGCGAAUUAAAUCUCAAUCUUAAUAUUUAUCAAAACGAGAAAACAAAUUCAUGCGAAUGUAAUAGAAAUAGCCAAGUAAAAGAUAAUUCAAUUUCAUGCGAAUGCAAUAAAAAUGCCCAGCUAAAGGAGAAUUUAAUGUCACGCGAAUGUCAUAAAAAUACCCAAGGAAAGGAGAGUUCAAUGUCAUGCGAAUGUCAUAAAAAUACUCAGGGAAAGGAGAGUUCAAUAUCAUGUGAAUGUCAUAAAAAUACCCAGGGAAAGGAGAGUUCAAUUUCAUGCGAAUGUCAAAAAAAUACGAAUUCGAACGUAUGCGGAUAUAAUCAAGAUACUCAGAAAAAGAAUUUAAUUUCAUGCGAAUGUAAACGAUACAUCAACAAAAAGGCGAAAUUAGUUAAAUGCGAAUGUCAUAAAUACACCCAGAUAAAAGACAGCUUUACCUCUUGCAUAUGUAGUCGAUAUAUCCAGAAAAAUUUGAUCUCAAAUGAAUGUAAUCCAUGUACUUUAAAGAAAAUCCAUUCGGAUGCAUCAGAACGUAGUCUAAAUAUCCAAAAGAAGGAUAGUCUGAUACCAAGCGGAUUUCACCUAAAAGUCCUGAAGAAGGAUGUACCUAAUUCUUGUGAAUGUAAUCUACAAACUAGUAAAAAAGAAAAUUUGAACUCAUGCGAAUGUCAUCCAAAUAGACAAAAACAAGAUAAUGAACAAAAUCAGGAUUCCCAAGAGAAAGAUGAUUGCAACUGUAGCAAUGAUGAUGUAGAUAUCCAGAAGUCAGAUAAUUCGAACUCGAGCGAAACUAAUCGAAACAACCGAGAAGAGAAAUAUAAUUUAAAUUCUUUUGAAGAUAAGACAGAUGAUACGAGCUGUUGUCAAUAUAAACUACGUACCGAGAACAUCCAGAAAAAAGAUAACGCGGAAUCUUGUGAAAAAUAUAUUGAAAUCCAGUAUACAGAUAACUCAAACUGUGGCAUUGAUAAUUUUAAUGUUCAAAAUAACGAUUAUUCGAACUCAUGUAAAUUUGAUCGGAAUAUUCAGAAAAGAGAUAAUGCAGAACCUUGUGCAAAUAAUAUUAAAAUCCAGUAUAAAGAUAAAAAAACAUAUUGCAAAGAUAAUACCCAAAAGAAUGAUAAUUCGACCUCAUAUAAAUUUAAUAGGAGCACUCAGAAAAGGGAUAAUUUCAAUUCCUCCAAAAAUAAUCCCGAAAUCCAGACGCAAGGCCACUUGAACUUGUGCAAAGAUAAUAUAAAUACUCAAAAGAAAGACAAUUCAAAAACACAGGUACAAUUUUCCCGUCAUAUUCCAAUGAAGGGUGAUUCAAAGUCAUUUUGUCGUGAAGAAGAACAUAAUGUAGACAUCAAGAAAAAAGAUAAUAUCAACUGUUAUCAAGAUAUUCUAAACACUCAGCAAAAGGAUAAUUCGAACUCUAGUUAUGACAAAUUACAUAAACAAAAAAGAGAUAAUUCAAAUUCAUGUGAAUUUAUCCAGAAGAGAGAUAAUUCGAACUCUUGCGAAAAUAAUACUGCAAGUAAAUCAGUAACAACCAUUGUAUGUCAAUGUAGCUUUGGAGUGGUAGCCAACUUGGGAAUCCAAAGUGAUUUUAAUGAGAAAAUCAUAGCUAGUCAAUCAUUGGAUACUCAACAGAAAAAUCGAAUUGAAUCUAAUAACAAAGACUCAAAGAAAACUAUUUCUUCAGAAAAAAGUAAAGCAAAUGAUGCAUGUAUAUUGAAUAAUGAUACCACAAAAAGUCUGAAAGAUAAUGUGAAAAAAGUAGAAGAUAUUCCAAAAUCCAAAGAUGAUUCAAAACUUCAACAAAACUUCAAAGAUAUGAAAAUAAUUAAAGAUAGUUUAGUUAAAAAUAGAAAAAUAACAGAUAAUACUUUCGUCAAACGUAUUAAAAUGAUUAAAAAUACAAUAUGUGAAGAUAAAGAGAAAAGAAAUAUAGAAAAAACACAAAUAUUAAAAAAUGAUAUUAAUCUGGAUAAAGAAAAAAAGGUCAGGACAAAACCAACACCUAUUAAAGAAGAGAAAAAAAUUCCCAAGCCCAAAUUAAUUGCCACGGCAUUGAUUGAAAAUGAAUGUACAAAAAAGCAAAUCGAUGGCAAUGUAGAUACAUCAAAUAUUUACCGUAAUAUUACAAGUAGAAUACCCACAAGGAUAAAUAGAGUUAUCGAAGUAAGAAUUGAUUGCAAUACAAAUAGAAUAAAAAUACAAUCACCCAAUCGAAGCAGAAUACCUCUUCCGAAAAAGAAGACCUUGGAUGAUUUGGAUAUUACGAAAAGACAGAAGGAUGGAAGGACACAAGCUUCUGAAUCUGAUCCUAGGCUGAAUGUAACAUUAUAACAUAGUAUCAAUUCUAGAUAAUUUGAUAUGAUUAUACUUAUUUAUAGUCUAUUAAA